Messenger RNA from Saprolegnia parasitica CBS 223.65, 1563 nucleotides. RefSeq lists its product as hypothetical. Gene Ontology annotation, cellular component: kinesin complex. Bases 1 to 1539 code for a protein of 512 amino acids. The record is from RefSeq and is a predicted model, not a curated record. NCBI's taxonomy places the organism in Eukaryota, Oomycota, Saprolegniomycetes, Saprolegniales, Saprolegniaceae. The transcript is spliced from 2 exons. Gene Ontology annotation, molecular function: protein binding.
AUGGCGGCGCCGCUGGGCGUCACGCUCUCGUUUCUAGACGCGUUCGUCGAGUCGCACGGCGGGUACGACGUAUUUGCGACGCUCACGACACGCGACGUCAACUUGCAGUUUCUCCAGCCGCUCACGGCGACCUCGCAGCUCUCGCUUGUGGACCAGCUCACAGUGGCGCAUGCCGACGUCCUGCCCGCACGCUACUACGUCUCGCAUGCGUGGCCAUACAACUUUCUGGACGUUGUCGAGAGCCUCCACGUCUUCUUCAGCGACAAGCCCGCGUCCGAUGCGGUGGUGUGGCUCGACCUCUUUUGCAACUCGCAGCACACCAACACGGACUUUGCGAGCUUGACGCGCAUCAUUUCGUCGGCCAUUUCGUCCAUUCAGCGCGUCGUCAUGGUCCUACUGCCGUGGGAUCGGCCAAUUCCGCUCACGCGCGCGUGGUGCGUCUACGAAGUUUACGUGACCGUUGCGUCGCACAGUCACUUUGACGUGGCCAUGACCGAGGCCGAGACCAAUCGCGAAGCGUCCGACUCGUACGACCCGAUUGACAAGGUGCAGAUCGUGGCCACGAUUCAAAACACGAUUGGCUUUCGAGACAUGGACACGAUGGUGUUUCGCGUGUUUGAAAAUUGGAUGACGGCGACGCUUUUGGCCAAAGUGGCCGCGACGCCGCAGACGCUCGGGCGGUCGAAUUGGCGCUUCAAGCUCGGCUCCUUGCACCACGUGCAAGGCAAGUACGACCUCGCCGAAGCCGCGUUCGAGGCCUGCGUUGCCGCGCGGCGCGGGCUACUCGGGAGCGACCACCCCGAGACAAUCUCGGCCCAAGCGCACCUCGCACGCACCUACAAGGCCCAAGGCCGAUAUGUCCACGCCGAAUCGCUCUUACGGCAGUGUCACGAUGUAAACCAGCGCAUUCAACAGGACGAGUCACCGACCGCGCUGCUUGUACUCGACACGCUCGCCGCGACGCACCAGUGCCUCGGGCAGUACGUGGACGCCGAAGCGCUCUUUGAGUCGUGCUUGGCCAAGCGGAGACGAACGCUCGGAGACGACCAUCCAAGCACGAUGGUCACCAUGAGCAACCUCGCGACCUUGUACCAAGCGCAGGGAAAGUACGAGUUGGCGGCACCGCUCUUCGAGCGCUGCUUGGCGGCAAGCAUCGCCAGCGUUGGCCAAGACAACCCAAACACGCUCAUCUUGAGGAACAAUGUGGCCGCCAACAAGAGCGCAAUGCACGACUAUGUGUCCGCAGAGGUGUUGUACGCACAGUGCCGCAACGACAGCGAGCGUAUCCUUGGGCCCGACCACCCGAGUACGCUCGCUACGCUCAACAACCUCGCGGCGACCUACUACCACCAGCGAAAGCUGGACGUUGCCGAGGCGCUGUACACGCAGUGCCUCGGCGCGUGCCAGCGGGUGCUGGGCGCGACGCACCCGCAGACGCUCUCGGCGAUGAACAACCUCGCCGCGCUGCUCAAGAUGCUGCCAAGUUUGACGACGCCGAGGCGCUCUACCUCAAGUGCGUGGCCGCCAACGCCGACGUGAUGGGUGUCGCACAUCCACAGACGC